Myripristis murdjan (pinecone soldierfish) is the source of this 4778-nucleotide messenger RNA. It is a transcript of the gene sec24b, whose product is annotated as SEC24 homolog B, COPII coat complex component. The record is from RefSeq and is a predicted model, not a curated record. The coding region runs from base 207 to 3881 and encodes 1224 amino acids. Gene Ontology annotation, cellular component: endoplasmic reticulum exit site; COPII vesicle coat. NCBI's taxonomy places the organism in Eukaryota, Metazoa, Chordata, Actinopteri, Holocentriformes, Holocentridae. Gene Ontology annotation, molecular function: SNARE binding; zinc ion binding. The transcript is spliced from 24 exons. Gene Ontology annotation, biological process: COPII-coated vesicle cargo loading; intracellular protein transport; endoplasmic reticulum to Golgi vesicle-mediated transport.
GGGGGGCAGUGAGGCUCCUCGGCAUCAGAGCUGGAAGCUUCAGCGAUCCGCCGAGCGCCCUGGCCGGGUCUGUCCGCUGGAGGGGACCGAUCUGACCCGCAGGCUUUGAUUCGCAUCUCUGGGGGGAAUCCAGCCUCAGCGACAGCCUCUCAUGUGUCUUUAUCCACCCGAACAUCUGUGGGCAUAAGGACGGGAGUGACCAAGCGAUGUCUGCGCCGGGUUUCACAAACCUGAACAGCUCCAUCAGUUACAGCCAGAACUCGACGCCGAACGGAGGAGCCGCGCCGCCCUGUCAGAAUGGUCCAGCACAGACCUACCCAUCCAUGUACCCACCUGCAGGAUAUUACGGAGCCCCGCCUCAGCAACAAGGUUACCCCACCAUUCCUGCCCGCUGCAGCCCUGCUCCCAGUAAAUCACCCAUCACGAACAAUGCCCACAGUGCUAACUACUACCACAACAACCAGCAACAGCAGCAGCAGCACCUCCCCCAGCACCAUGCUCCUCCUAAUGUAGCGCCCUCUUCGUACGGGGCACCACCAAGCUCUCUGCCCCCUUCCCAACCCUAUGGCACGACCCCUGCCACCCUCCCCACCUCGGCAGCCCCACCAGCAAAUGCCCAGUAUAACCCACAGCCAUUCCAGCAGCAGGUCCCCUAUGGCGCUUCAGGAUCCUACUAUGGACAGCAGUUGUAUCACGCUCCCCCGGCGCCACAGCAGCAGCACCAGCAGCAGCAGCAGCAGCAACCCUGUUUGGUGCCUGCUCCAGCCAGCGGCCCUGGCGCUCCCCUCUACCCUAUCGUCUCGUACCCAUCUGCACCGGGAAGUAGCCAAUACGGCACCCUUCGGUCCUCCCAGGCCAGCUCCACAACUGGAGCUGUGCCCACCCUGAUGAGUGCACCCCUCCAUCAGUACAGCGCCCCUCAGCCAGCCUUGACAACAGCAGUGCAGCCUGGGUACAGCAUGGCUCCUCCUGCUCAGCAGGCAACAGUCAAUGGCCAGGGAAGCACAGCCCAAACCACAGUCCACCAACAUUAUGACCAAAGCCACCAGGCGUCGGUGAACUACGACCCUUAUGGGGGGCUCAGUCAGAGCAAUGUGGGUGCGGACGGAGACAGGCCACCCUCAGGAACCCCCUCCACCUCGGUCCAUUCCUCCCCAGGACGGCACCAAGGCAUGCAGUAUGGAUAUGUUGCUAAUAGUGGAGCUAGCUCUGCCUCUGCCGCCACCUCCGCCCCAGCCGCAGCCCCAGCCACAGCCCCCUCGUCAUCCAGCUCCGAUGACGAGGAUGAGGACGAGGAUGAGGAUGAGGAAGCAGGUGGUGAUACGUCCUCCUCCACCACUGGCAGUGCUUCUCCGGUUCCCAACAGCUAUGAUUCCAUUGAAGGGGGCAGCUAUCCAGACUCCAUGCCACCUUCCAACGACAUGACAAACCAAGCCCAGUCCUACGGGAGCUAUGGUUACCAAAGCAUGCAGCCGGCCUAUCAGCAGGGGCCAGCGUCCCACGGUGACUCCUCCCCCUCCCACAGCCUGUACGGCCAGUCCAGCUACCAGCAGUACUCUCAGCCGUUCCCUAGCCUGUCCCAGCUGUCUGCGGCGCUGGGCGGGCUGAGCGGGGUGCCGGAGCUGGAGGUGGAGGCCCUGCGGCCCGUCAACCUGCUGCAGGAGAGGAACCUGCUGCCCCCGAGGCCCCUGCAGGCCCCUGAGCCCAACCUCAGCGCUGAACUCAAGAAGGCCAAUUGCAGCCCACAGACAUUCAGAUGUACCCUGACCAGCAUCCCACAGACCCAGGCUCUGCUGAACAAGGCCAGGCUCCCACUGGGACUCCUCCUCCACCCCUUCAGAGACCUCCAGCAGUUACCUGUGAUCACGUCCAACACUAUAGUUCGCUGUCGCUCCUGUCGCACCUACAUCAACCCGUUCGUCUCCUUCCUGGACCAGCGCAGGUGGAAGUGCAACCUCUGCUACCGGGUCAACGAUGUUCCAGAUGAGUUCAUGUACAAUCCGGUCACCAGGUCGUACGGCGAGCCCCAUAAGAGACCAGAGGUUCAGAACUCCACCGUGGAAUUCAUCGCCUCCUCAGACUACAUGUUGCGGCCGCCUCAGCCGGCAGUCUACCUGUUUGUGCUUGAUGUGUCCCACAACGCGGUGGAGGCAGGAUAUCUGAAGCACUUCUGUGAGUCACUUCUGGACAACCUGGACAAGUUACCCGGGGAUUCCCGCAUCAGAGUGGGCUUCCUGACCUUCGACAGCACCAUCCACUUCUACAACCUGCAGGAGGGCCUGUCCCAGCCGCAGAUGCUGGUGGUCUCAGACAUCGACGACGUCUUCAUACCGUCUCAUGACAGUCUGAUGGUGAACCUGAAGGAAAGCAAAGAGCUGGUGAAGGACCUGCUGACGUCCCUGCCGGCCAUGUUCAGCCAGAGCAGGGAGACCCACAGCGCCCUCGGCCCUGCAUUACAGGCCGCCUACAAGCUCAUGUCGCCCACCGGGGGGCGUGUUUCUGUGUUCCAGACGCAGCUGCCCACUUUGGGCGCCGGCCUGCUGCAGUCACGGGAAGACCCCAACCAGCGCUCCAGCACCAAGGGGGUGCAGCACCUGGGUCCAGCCACAGACUUCUACAAGAAGCUGGCUCUGGACUGCUCGGGCCAGCAGAUCGGAGUGGAUCUCUUCCUGCUCAGCUCCCAGUACGCUGACCUGGCCUCGCUAGCGUGCAUCUCCAAGUAUUCAGCCGGCAGCAUCUACUACUACCCCUCCUUCCACCACGUACACAACACGGCCCAGCUGGAGAAGUUCCAGAAGGAUCUGGAGCGCUACCUCACCAGGAAGAUCGGCUUCGAGGCUGUCAUGAGAAUACGAUGCACUAAAGGUUUGUCCAUCCACACGUUCCACGGAAACUUCUUUGUCCGCUCCACUGACCUGCUGUCCCUGGCCAAUGUGAACCCAGACUCUGCCUUCGCUGUCCAGAUGUCAAUCGAAGACUCUCUGGCAGACUCCUCUCUGGCUUGUUUCCAGGCUGCACUGCUCUAUACUUCUAGUAAAGGGAAGAGGCGUAUCAGAGUGCACACUCUCUGUCUGCCGGUGGUCAACCAGCUGAGCGACGUGUACGCCGGGGCCGACGUCCAGGCCAUCACGUGUCUGCUCGCCAACAUGGCCAUCGACCGGUCGAUAUCGUCCAGCCUGUCGGAUGCCCGGGACGCCCUGGUGAACGCGGUGGUGGACUCGCUGAGCGCCUACAAGAACACCGUGUCCAGCCUGCAGCAGUCCGGCCUCAUCGCCCCCGCAUCCUUGCGCCUCUUCCCCCUCUACGUCCUCGCUCUGCUCAAACAGAAAGCGCUGCGGACCGGCACCAGCACGCGGCUGGAUGAGCGGGUCUUCGCCAUGUGUGAGUUCAAGACUCAGCCACUGCAGCAGCUCAUGCGCCUGGUUCACCCCGACCUGUACCGGCUGGACACCCUGUCCGACCAGGGGGCGCUGCAUCUGAACGACAUGGUGGUGCCUCAGCUGCCUCUGGUCCACCUGUCCGCUGAGAGGCUGAGCAGAGACGGAGCUUUCCUCAUGGACUGCGGCAACGUGUUUUACCUGUGGAUCGGCAAAUGCUGCAACGACAUGUUCAUCCGAGACGUUCUGGGCUGCCCGAACUACGCUGCAAUGCCCCCCAACAUGACUCACAUUCCUGAGCUGGAAACUCCUCUGUCGGAGAGAGUGCGAGCCUUCCUCGACUGGCUGCAGGACGACAGGGCCUUCUGCUCCACUCUACAUGUGAUCAAGGACGAUGCCUCAGCGAAGUCGACCUUCUUCCAGCACCUGGUGGAGGACCGCUCGGAGGCGGCGUCCUCCUACUACGAGUUCAUCCAGCACAUCCAGCAGCAGAUGUCCAAGUAGACUCCCCAGACCCGAGUGAAGGACUCGUAGAACGAAACCUAGCGUUAGCCACUGACGCCGGACACUCAUCGCUCCCUCCGACCGGUUCCAGCGAGGUGCGAACAAACCCCCCGACAUCCCUCCCUCCCCAGCAGCCCCGCCCCCAGAAAACGACUGGAUAGCUGUCAGAGAGAAUUAUAAACAAAACAAAAAAACAAAAAAAAAAGAAGUGAAUUGAGGGAGCAGGGAAGCGUUUCAGACCGAACAGAGAAGUGGACCGGGCUCCUCCUCCAGACAGCUUGGCGCCUCCCUCCGCCGCCUCUCCUCCCCUCGCACAGGCCGCCGUCGAACCCGCCGCCCCCGACACACGAGGGGGAACGCCAAGCCAAGAAGACGCCAUUUCCAUGAGUUUUUAGUUGAAUUUGUUUUUCGUAAGCCUCACAUGUAGCUAGUGCUGUCUCUUUUUUUUUUUUUUUUUAAAUUAAUUCUCACUCCCCUCCUCCCCCGUUUUAUUUAAAAGCCUCUUUUGAAUACACUGGAGAAUAGAAACAAGCAUUCCUUCUGUUGUUUUCCGGCAUGCGCUUUGAAAGAAACGCAUGUCGCAGUUUUGUUUGCUGCUAGUCUGAGGAUAGACGACGACUCUCUGCGUGACAGGAAGCUAACUCGACAGUGGUUGGACUUUUGAAUUUCCUCCCUCGUUGCCCUCCCCCUCCUGCUGUUUGAACUUCUGGUUUGUCGAGAUCAAACUGAGAAAACCCCGUCUGUCCACAAACCCCCCGCCCCGCCCCUCCUCCUCAUUUGUUGUUUUUUUUCCAGGCGCUAACUGAAGUUGCUAUCCACUUUGUAACUAUUGAAAAGAAUCUUUUAUGUGCGAUAAUUUAUGAACCAGCUUAUUAAAUAAAAAAAACUGUCAAAAUA